AUGAAUAAUGAUCAUGAUCAUGAUCAUGAUCACGAUAAUAGUGUUACCGACACAGUGACGGCUGAAGCUUCUUCUACUGCGUCCGGCAGUCAAUCACAUGAGGAACAUAAUGAUAUUAGUACCGAGACGAUUGAAGAAGAAAAUACCAUGAUAUCGACAAUUGAAGACAGGAAUAUUGAUACGAAUGAUAAUGAUAAUGCAAACAAUAAUGAAUCCAAAUCUCAAGUUGAAGAAGCUACCGAAGAUCAUUGCGAUAACGGCGACAAUGAAUCAUCGCAAAAAUUAGAAUUAGUUAUUAACGAUGACAUCACGAGUAAUAAGACCACGGAUGGAAACCUCGAGCAAGAAAUUCUUAUUUUUGAAAAAACUACAUUGUUGAAGAAUUUACCUGCAGAAUUACAUUAUACUUGUUGUGACUGUUAUGAUCAACAUAUUUAUUUAGGUACAAAAACUGGUGAUCUUCUACAUUAUUUUGAAAUUGAACCUAUGAAUUAUAUUCUAAUAUCAGAAACUAAGUUAAAUAAUAAUACUAACUCUGAGAACACCUCUUCCAACAUCACAACUAGCAAUACUGCCUGCAUAGAUAAAAUCAUUAUAUUACCUAAGAUUGAAAGAGCUCUAGUAUUGGCUGAUGGUAAAUUACAUUUGUUUUUAUUACCUGAAUUUGCUCCAACUCCGAAUACAAUGUGUUUACAAAAUGUUGAAACAAUUGCCCAAUAUAACUCUUCCCCUACUACUGCUUCUUCUUCAUCAUCAAGUUAUAAAAUCUUUGCCUUUUAUAAGAAUAAAUUUGAUUUCAUUAAAGUCACUCAAACAAACUUUAUGUUAUUAAAAUCAUUUAAUAUUCCAAAUAUUAUCAAAGCAUAUUCACAUCGAUCAAAUUUAAUGGUAGCAAGAUCAAAUAAUUAUGAACUAAUAAACCUACAAAAUUUUGGAAACACCACCAAAACAGGUACAAGUACAAGUACAAAUACAAAUACAAAUACAAAUACAAAUACAAAUACAAAUACAAAUACAAAUACAAAUACAAAUAUAAAUGAGAAUAUCAUCCCAUUGUUUAGAAUAAGUGAAACAAAUGGACAUUCUUUACCUCCAAUAAUUGAAUCCUUCAAUAAGUCCGAAUUCAUGGUUUGUUCUGGUGGUUCCAUAGAUGAUAAUUCCAUGGCUUUGGUGGUAAAUCAUAAUGGUGAUAUAAUUCAAGGUACAAUAAUACUAAAUAAAUUCCCCAAUCAUCUAUUGAUUCACUAUCCUUACCUCUUGGUAACUUAUCCAACUGAUCCAAAUCAUAUUUAUAUUUAUAUGUUAUUGAAUCCAGAAAAUGAAGAAUCAAAAUUGAUUCAAAAAUUACGAAUAACAACCCAUAACGAUGCUAAGGAUAAUAAUGAUGAAAAGCAAGCGUUCGAAAUUGUCAAGACUUUUAAAUCGUUCGCAAAUCCAAACCCAAAUGAAAAAGAUAAAUCCGAACUUGUUGAAAAAUUAAGAUUGAUACCGUUAAUAAAUAGGAAUAAUGAAUUAAAUAUUGAAAGUGAAAGAAAUUAUAUUCAACAAUUGAUUAAACAAAAAUCCAAUCUUAUCCUAUUUGAUAAUAAUAAUCAUGAUAUUUCAAUUCUUUUCUUCAAAUCACCAUUACUUAUAUCGAAUCUUUCCAAUAAAUUCGAUGAAAGUCAAAUUGAAUUGAUUGAUAAAUACCUAAAAAAUACUAACAACAACAAUACGACCAAUAAUAAUAAUGAUAAGUAUAAAAAAAUUGAAUUUAAAUUCUUAACCUUACUACAAUUAUUAUUGACACUACUACAUUCAAAAACAAUCGAUGAAUUAAUAUUAUCAAGUUGGUGUUUUAAAUCAAAAUUAAUUGAUAUACGAAUACUAUUUUAUAUACUGGAUUUGAAAUUAUAUGGUAAUCUUUGGAUAUUUAACGGAUUAUCAUCAUUAAUUAAUAAUUUGAAAAUUUUAAAGUUGAUUCAUAAAUGUGAUAUGGAUUUAUUAUCACUUUUAAAAUUUAUUAAAGCUAAAUUACAAAAUUUAAAUGAAAAGGACCAAGAUAGUAGUAGUGGUAAAAAAAGGAGUAUGACAAUCCCAGAUUUUAGAAACACAAUUAAAACUAUUGAUAUUAACAUCUUGUUAACAUUGUUAUCUUUAAAAGGUAGUUAUAAUAAUAAUAAUAAUAAUAAUAAUAAUAAUAAUAACGUCAUCGAUAAAAUAGAUAUUGAGUUUUUUGAAUAUGAAAAUUUGGAAGAUAUUAUUAACGUAAUCAUUCAAGAAAAAAGUAAAGAGGAACAUAACGAAAGAGAAGAGAUUAUUUUGGACAAUUUAUUAUUAAAAUGCUAUCAAAGAAGGAAAAUGUUUCUACAAGUGAUUGAAACUUUCAAAAAUCAAAAUCGUUUAAUGGAUCUUUUCCAUUAUAUUGAAUGUAAUAUUAAUGAAUUGAUAUCUCCAUCCAACAAAGAAUAUAAUAAUGAGAUGCUUAUGAAUGAUUUGAUGUUUAUUAUAAUUAAAGAAAAUGAAAUUGAAAGUGAGAACAAUCAGUUUAUAUCAAAAGUUAUUAAACUUUUAAAUUCAAUAAAUAUAGAUCCUCAUCAACUUAUUUCCAAAACAGCAACACAAAAUAUGGACGACGAGGGUAAUGAAAUGAAUAUUAAAUUGAAAGUAGCCAUAGUAGAAGAAUUGGGGAUAUCCAAUAAUGAUGAUGAUAAAGGAUUUUUAAUAAAUUACUAUUUAACAAAAUUGGAAGAAACCAUAUUAAAUGAUGAACUUUGGGUUAAAUUUAGUAGAUUUAUUAAAGAAUAUAAAGAUGAUUUGAAUUAUAACAAGAUUAAUAUUGGGGAUUUUUUGAAGAUUAAAAUAUCUUAUGAUAAAGAUUUUGCGAAGUUUAAUAAAUUUUUAAAAUCAAUUAAGAAUUUAUUCCAACAUAAUGGUUCUUCUAACCUUGCUAAUGAAGACAGUAAUAAUAACAACGAUGUUGUUAACAAGAAGUUAAAACAACAAAUAUUUAAGGAAAUCGAGAAAUUUGAUAAAAACCAUAUCUUAUAUUUAAUAUUCCUUAAAGAAAUAUUAGAAGCAGGAAAAGAAGAAGAUGUUUCCGAUCUUCAAUAUGAUAGUGAAACUCACCUUGAUAUCUUAUUGAAAUAUAACGAUUAUUUAAGUAUUGAAUCAUACCUUACAUCUACCAAUUUUAUGGAAGUUUUAACACAUUAUAUUUCAAUGUCAGGGAAAGAAAAAGUUGAUGCGAAUGAACAUGAACUCCCGAAAGGGGAAGGUACAUCAUCGCCAUCAUCAUCAUCAUCAUCAUCCCCGUUAAUAAUUGAAAUAGUGGUAUUAUUUUUGAAAAGAAAUAAUCAAUAUUAUAAUGAUGAUUAUAAUCAAUUUAUUAAGAUAUUACAUAUGAUACCUAGAAGUUAUCCAUUAGUGUCAUUAUUUGAAAUAAUUUUCCAAAUUUUAAAAGAUGUUGAUUUUAAAGAAAAUGAAAUUGAAUUAAAGAAGGCACUAUUAAAAAAUGAAAUUAUCAAUAUUAAUGACAUGAGGACGAAUUUGAUGAGAGAUGAUGAAAAAAAUUGA
Messenger RNA from Naumovozyma dairenensis CBS 421, 3555 nucleotides. RefSeq names its product CORVET complex subunit VPS3 (gene VPS3). The transcript has a single exon. Bases 1 to 3555 code for a protein of 1184 amino acids. Lineage: Eukaryota; Fungi; Ascomycota; Saccharomycetes; Saccharomycetales; Saccharomycetaceae. Gene Ontology annotation, cellular component: cytoplasm; fungal-type vacuole membrane. Gene Ontology annotation, biological process: autophagy; endosomal vesicle fusion; vesicle-mediated transport. The record is from RefSeq and is a predicted model, not a curated record.